Caenorhabditis angaria is the source of this 1017-nucleotide messenger RNA. The record is from the annotation of a GenBank genome assembly. NCBI's taxonomy places the organism in Eukaryota, Metazoa, Nematoda, Chromadorea, Rhabditida, Rhabditidae.
AUGGAGUCUUCUGAUGGUCGUACAAAGGCCUAUAAAUUUGUCGCUUAUGCAGCUGUAACAUUCUCGAUUGUAGCUGUUUUAUCGGUAGUUUUGACACUUCCAAUGGUUUACAAUUAUGUUUCACAUGUUAGACAACAAAUGAACCAUGAAUUGUCUUUCUGCAAGGUUUGUUUUUUUAUUUUAUUUCUGAAAUAUUUCUGAAAUAUUUUGGAUUUUCUUCUGAAAAUUAUACCAUAAUAACAAAAUUGUUAAUCAUUUUCCAAAUUUAAGGGAUCCGCUAAGGAUAUCUUUGCUGAGGUCAACUUCAUGAAGGCCAAUGCUGGACCAGCUGCCCCAGGAAACAGAACUGCAAGACAAUCCGGAUAUGGAACCCCUGAAGUCAAUCCAUCAGCUAAUCUUCAAUGCGAAGGAUGUUGUCUUCCAGGACCACCAGGACCAGCUGGAAACCCUGGAAAACCAGGAAAACCAGGACGUCCAGGAUCACCAGGAUUGCCAGGAGUCCCAGGAAAACCACCAACUGCCCCAUGUGAGCCAACAACUCCUCCACCUUGCAAACCAUGCCCACAAGGACCACCCGGACCACCAGGACCACCAGGAGCCCCAGGAGACCCGGGAGAGGCUGGAACUCCAGGAAGACCAGGAACUGAUGCCACCAACGGACUUCCAGGGCCACGUGGACCACCAGGACCACCUGGAGAGCCAGGACAACCAGGACCACAAGGAGACCCAGGAGCACCAGCUCAAUCCGAACCACUUGUUCCAGGAGCACCAGGAGAGCCAGGAGAUGCUGGACCGGCUGGACCACCAGGACCACCAGGAGCACCAGGAAACGACGGGCCACCAGGACCAGCUGGACCAAAAGGAUCGCCAGGACCAGACGGGCCACCAGGAGUCGAUGGACAAGCCGGACCACCAGGACCACCAGGACCAGCUGGAACACCAGGAGAGAAGGGAAUCUGUCCAAAAUAUUGCGCUUUGGAUGGAGGAGUCUUCUUCGAAGAUGGAACUCGCCGUUAA